UCCCAGCCCUUCCACCCCCCCUUUCCCCCUCCAUCAACACCUCCCUUUCUCUUAAAGAUGAGGACUCCCAUGCGUAUCCAUCAGCCUUGGCAUAUCAAGUUGCAGCAAAACCACGUACAUUUUCUAAUGAGGCUAGACAAGGUACCCAAUAGGGGGAAAGGGUCCCAAAGACAGGCAACACUGAGAGACAGUCCCUGCUUCCCAUGUUAGAAGUGCCACAUGAAGACCAAGCUGCACACCUGUUACCUAUGUGCAGAGGGCCUAGAUCAGCCCCAGGCAGGCUCAUAACUUUCAUUUCAGUAUUUUACAAUAUGUGCAUUACCUGGCUUUAUCUCACCGAAUACACAGCUAAUCUCUUCCCAGCAAGUUGCAUAGCAAGCUCUUGUAGCUUGAAGGCCAUCUAAAGGGAAAAAGCUUUUAGCUCAUCUCUAGCUUGACUUCGCAAUGUCCUGUGACCAAAAUGGAUACUGUCUUCAGUUAUAAAACUUUCAUUAUUCACUUAUCCAUGUUUGAGGUGUCAUAGCAAGGACAACACUUGAUUGACAGUUCCCAUAACAUAUUUACGUAUGUCUGCUUCAUACCUGGAGUGCCCUGCUAAGAGCUGCAUAAAAAGAAUAACACUUCAAUUUUUAAUAUUUUGAUGAACUUCCUCACAUAUUUCCUGGCAUGUGCCAGCUUACCACCACAUAUACCAACCUACUUUACCACCAACACAAGUGUAAACUGUAAGAGUUCCUGUUUUCCCAUGUCAUUGUUAACAUUUUUGUCUAAAUAGCCAUGUGACUAGGAAGAUGAAAUCACACAAUGUUUAAUUUGCAUUUCCUUGUUGGCUAAAAAUUUUGAAAAAUUUCUGAGUAUGUAUUAGCCAUUUAACUCUGUAUGUGUCAGUACUCUGUUCAGUUCCAUAGAAUAUGUAAAUCACUUGCUUUAUUCCUAGAUGUUCAUAAACAUGUAUAUUGCAAACACUAAUCCAGCCUACUUUGCUGGGAAAGUUUACUGGCAUUUUGUAGGUUGCCUUUUCAUUUAAUGAGCUUUUCUGUUUUGUUGAUUUGGGAAUAUGGAAACCAUUUCUUUUUAGAAGGGACACUAGAGAGGUGAUAACAUAUCCUGUAAGAUUGGAAUCCCCUUCAGAAAAGCUCCCUAUAGGGAACGAUGUGUGUGUGUGUGUGUGUGUGUGUGUGUGUGUGUGUGUGUGUGUGUGUGUGUGUCUGUGUGUCUGUGUGUGUGUGUGUCUGUGUGUCUGUGUCUGUGUGUGUGUCUGUGUGUCUGUGUCUGUGUGUGUGUAUGUAUGUAUGUAUGUAUGUAAAAAUGUGUAUAUAGAUAUAUAUGUAUAUAUACAUAUAUACAUAUAUAUCGUUAAACACAUUCCCUGAUCUCAUCUAAUAGUUGCAGAAUUUUGAGUAUAACAUGGAGAGUUGAUACAGUUGGAAUUUAUUUUUUCUCCCAAAGUAGGAGACAAAGGUCUUGUUUCCUUCUACCAGAAGAUAACCAAUGUUCCUAUAAUAAAUAGUAUAUUAAAGAGAAAAUCUUUUCUCAGAUGUAUGUGUUUGGCUUUUUGUAAAAAAAAUUGAGUUAGUGUACUUGUGCAGACUUUGAUCUCGAGAUCUCCCUCCUCCUUCUCUUCCUCCUCCUCCUCCUCCUUCUCCUCCUCCUCCUCCUCCUCCUCCUCUUUCUUCUUCUCUGAAAGUUUUUUAAUGGUAUUAGUCUUCCACAUCACUGAGACUGCAGAAUCGUUACUCUUUUUGUUAUUUUCCAAUGUCCACUUCAAUUUUGGUCAGCAUGAAUUUAGACCUUUGCAGACCCUCUGAACAUUGUUCUGUUUUUAUGUUCCUUACUGAUCAAGCUAAGAUAUCAUGCACUAGUUUGGACUGUUCAGAGGAGAUGCAUUAUUAUUGUUCCUGAUCGUAAUGUGAAUGCCUUCAGUUUUUUUCACCUAGCACAAAAUUGGCGAUAAUUUAGUCAUAUAGACUUUAUCCAAUUGUUUCUAUCCCUUCACUUUCCAAGGUUUUUGUCAUGCAUUGAAAUUGAAUUUUCUUAAACCCUUUUGUGUAUGUGUGUGCAGUUAUUACCAUGAUUGUGUAGUCUCUGUUCCUGACAACAUUUAAUUUAUGUCUUUAUUCUUUAAUGUACUUACAACCAUCUCUCCAUGCCUAGAAUGGUUAUGGUUCUUGAAUUUUUGUUUUGUUUUUAAGAACUUUGGCAUGUAUGUUAAUCAAAGAAAUUGGACUUUAACUCUCUUUUCUACUGUGUCUUUGUUAGGAUUUGGAAUCAAGAUAAUAACUAGCUUCAUGGAAAAGGGGUAUUUGGAAUCCUUUCAUUUUUGUAUUACAGAAUAACUUAAGCAGUUUUGGUAUUUUAUGUCUACUAGAAUUUUGAAAUUAUUGUACUUUACAUUGAUUUAGCUCUAAUAAGUCCUAUAUGUCUUAGGUUUUUUAUACCUUUGUCUUCAGGUUUUACUGCUCUGAACAGACACCAUGACCAAGGUAACUCGUAUAAGGACAACAUUUAACUGGGGCUGGCUUACAGGUUCAGAGAUUCAGUCCAUUAUCAUCCAGGUAGGAGCAUGGCAGUGUCCAGGUAGGCAUGGUGCAGGAGGAGAAGAGAGUUCUACACCUUCAUCUGAAGGCCACUAGGAGAAGACUGGCUUCCAGGCAGCUAGGAGGAGAGUCUCAAAACCCACCCCCCUCAGUGAAACACUUCCUCCAACAAGGCCACACCUACUACAACAAGGUUAUACCUUCUAAUAGUUUUACUCACUGGGUCAAGCAUAUCCAAACCACCACAGCCAAUGAAUUUGUCCAUUUCAUAUCAUUUUUCCUGUUUAGUAGAAUAAAAUCUUUUAAAGUCUGUUGUCACAAGCCUGAAGUUACUUUUGACUAUUGCAAUGUCUUUAUUUUCUCUAAUUUUAUUACUUCAUGUCUGUUUUCUUCAUUAAUUUAAAAGGGUUCGCCCAUCUUGUUUAUCUUUCAAAGAACCAACUCUAUUUCCCUGAUUCAUUCUUUUAUUGUCUUUUUUUUCCUGCCUGUUAUUCAUUAUUUUUCCCAUUCAGUGAUAGUCAGUUUGAGUUCUUGGUUUUUUAUGCCAUAAAGUAUACCAUUAGGCUGUUUAUUUAAUGUCUGAUUCUUUUGAAAAACUUAUUUGCUUAUGUCCAUUUAUGUAUUUUGAAUGUAAGUACCUGUGUGUGUGUGUGUGUGUGUGUGUGUGAGAGAGAGAGAGAGAGAGAGAGAGAGAGAGAGAGAGAGAGAGAGAGAGACAGUAGCUAAGAAGGUCAGAAGAGGACAUAAGCCCUUUGAGCCGGAAUUAUGUGCAGUUGUGAGCUACUCCACAUGGAUGCCAGGUAGCAUAGAAGAGCACCAAGUCAUUUACCCCUGAGCCCUCUCCUGCUACUAUUUGAAUUUUUUCCUUCUCUUUGAUUUUUGUUUCUUUUAGUUUUUUUAACUUAAUCACUUUACAUCCAACUCAAGGCCCCUCUCCUGGUCCCCCUCUCUCAGAAUCUUUUCCCUCAGCCUCCCUCCCCUAUUCAUUUGAACAGGUGGGGGGCUCCCUGGGUAUCACCUCACCCUGACAUAUCAAGUAUCUGUGAGGCUGGGCACUUUCUCUUCCACUGAGGCCAGACAAGGCAGCCCAGCUCGAAGAACAUAUCCCACACUGUUGCCUAACAGCUUUUGGCAUAGCCCCUGUUCAAGUGGUUCAGGACCUACAUGAAGACCAAGCUGCAAUCAGCUACAUAUGUGCAGGGAGGCCUAGGUCCAGCCCAUGCAUGUUCUUUGGUUGGUGAUUCAGAGAGCCCCAAGGGUCCAGGUUAGUUGACUCUCUUGGUCUUCCUGUAUAGUUCCAUCCUUUUUGCCUGCAAAAUUCAUGAUGUUUAAGUUUUUAACUGCUGAAUAACAUUCCUUCUGUAGAUGUACCACAUUUUCUUUAUCCAUUCUUCAGCCGAGGAACAUCUGGAUUGUUUCCUGUUUCUAUCUAUUAUGAGUAAAGCUGUGCACAUAGUUGAGCAAGUGUCCUUGUGGGAUGUUGGAGCAUCUUUUGGAGCUAUGCCUAAGAGUGGUAUAGCUGAGUCUUGAGGUCGAACUAUUCCUAGUUUUCUGAGAAACCCCAAAAUUGAUUUCCAAAGUGGUUGUAAAAGUUUGCACCCCAACCAGCAAUGGAUGAGUGUUCCCCUUGCUCUACAUCCUCACCACCACGUAUGAGCUCUUGAGGUUUUGAUCUUUGCCAUUCUGAUAGGUGUAAGAUAGAACCUCAGAGUCGUUUUGGUUUGCAUUUCCUUGAUGACUAAGGACUUUUUGGAUUUUAAAUGUUGUCACUUAGAGCUAUAAAUUCCCCUGUUAAUUCUGCCUUCAUUGUAUUUAUUAUAAUGAGGACACCAGAUCUCAUUACAGAUGGUUGUGAGCUACCAUGUGGUUGCUGGGAAUUGAACUCAGGUCCUCUGGAAGAGUAGUCGGGUGCUCUUAACCGCUGAGCCACCUCUCCAGCCCCUUCUGCCUUCAUUGUAAUACAUAGAUUUCCAUGUUAUAUGCUAAUUUUCUUUCAGCCAAAUAACUCAUAGAUUUCUUCAAUGAUCCAUUCAUCAAAUAAUAGUUUAUUUCAUCUCCAUAGGUUUUUUUUUAUGUUUCCUAUAAUAUCUAUUGCUAUCUAUCGCACUCUUUUUUAUGGUGAUCAGAUAGAAUACAAGGAAUUGUUUCAGUUUUUCUGUGUGUGUUGAUAUUUGCUUGUGUCCUCAUAAAUGAACUUUUAUAGUAUUUUCCAUGAGCUAUUGAGUAAAGUAUUAUUUUGUUGUGUUUGUUUGUUGUUUUGUAUUUGACUAUUAGAUCCAUUUGGUCUAUGGUGCUAUUUAAUUAUAGUUGUUCUGGUGUGUGUGUGUGUGUGUGUGUGUGUGUGUGUGUGUGUGUGUGUGUAGUUCUAAUGAUGACACUGUGAUUUUAAAUUCAUUAUUGUUGCAUUAGUUAAUAAACGAAUAUAUCUAGUAGUAUUUGUUUUAUGAAUUUGAGUGAGCUUUUGCUUCCAUAUGUAUGAGGGGGAUGUAGAGUGAAUCUAGGGGAAGAAGAAGUGGGAUGGAGAACAAAGUGCCAUGGACUCCUGUGACUGCUCAAGAAAUUUUGAUCCAACUGUGCACUGCAAGUGAUCUCAGAUAAACCAGUAAGACAGAACAAAGGACCCUCUCCUACAAAGUCACAGUCAAGUGAAUUGAGCGGUACAGAGUGUGUAAUGCCCACUUUGGCCUUUUUUACAUAACCACACCCUUAUUAGCAGAAAAGUUGUGACUAAGUUAUUGUACUAGAUAAUCAAAGUUAAAUUUGCAUCCUGAUGCUGGCUUCCAGAGUCUGAAAUCUUGGCAUCUUUGUGAACUCAUCUCUGUUUCCCCUUUUCCUGAUUCCAGUUCUGACAUACUACAUAUAAUUAUAAUUACUUUUUGAUGAAUUGUUCUUUGGACAGAAUGAAGUGAGUUUCUUUAUCUCCUUUGGUAAUAUUUUGUUUCCUGUUUUGUCAGAUGUUGAAAUAGUGAACUUUACUUGCUUUGUACUUUGAUUUUCAUUGAAGAUCUUUUUCCAUUUUUUUCCCACCCUAAGAUAACCUGUAUCCUCCAUGACCCAGUGUACUUUUAGGAGGUAGUAAAGGGGGGAUCUUCUUUUCUAAUCCAGUCUGCUAGUCUGUUUGUUUUCUUAAGUAAUAAUCAAAUUAUUAGAUUUAUUAUUCAGAGUGUGUGGGGGCUGAUUUGGGGCAUUCUGUUAUUAGUUUUGUCCUCUUUGCUUUGCAAUAGUCUUAUCCUUGUAUAUUUCCCCCCUGGAGCCUGUUGGGUAUACUUAACUUUUUCUUCAGUGUGAAUUUUUUCUUGUAGUAGGUUCGGUCAGGCUUACUUCUUGGUCAUCAAUUCUUUUGGGGUUGUUUUCCAAAGAACAGCUUCCCUUUUCCCUCUGAGAAUGAGGACAGUGUUUCCAGUUACAUUAGGGUGGAUUGUCAGUUAUUUCCUUAAUAAUUUAAAAUACUUCUUCCCAAUUCCAUCAAGCUUUUAAGGUCCCUUGAGAAAUCAGCAACUAAUAAGACUGAACUUCAUUCAUGGUGUUUUCCAUACCCUUCCUUCUUUCCUUAGUGUUUUAACUGUGCUAUGUAUGUUGUAGGGUGUUGCUUUGUUUUUGUUUUUGUUUUCUGGCCUGCUCCUCAGUGUUCUGUGAGUUUCUUGUAUCUUGAGGGGACUCUUCCUAGAUUUUGAAACUGUCUUUUCUAACGUUAUUCAAAUUAAUUCCUAUUUCUUUGCAGUAAAGUUCUUCUCAUCUUAUGUAUAUAAUAUACAAUUUGCUUUUUUUUGUGGAAUGCCAAAGAAGAUGUUACAUGUUCUUUUCACAUUCACCUUUUAAUUCCUCACUUACCUCAACUGAAUGACUCAAUUCCUCUACCUUGUAUUCAAACCCCAAAAUUCUUCCCUCCGUGAAGGGAAGAACUAUACAGUUUGAGUCCAGUGAACUUCUUUUUCCCAUCAUCUUUUGAUUUUGGUUUUCCUUCAUUAUGCUGUCUCUUUAUUGAUCUCUAUUUUCAUAUCUUACUUGAAUCCUUUUUUUCAUCCAGUGGCUGUGUUCCCUUAGAAAACUCUCUAACUUGUCUGAACUCUCUAACUUGUCUGAAUGAUCUGUAAUCAUUCUUUUUAUUUGUGUGUCUGAACUUUCAUCUACGUCAUUUUGUUGAAGACAAUUUCUGUAGGAUGAAUAAUUUUGGGAUAAGACAAGUUUUAUUUCUUAUUUAUGUUUCUGGUAUUGUGGGAUUGAGAUCUGCCCAUCCUGGGUUAUAUUGUUGACUCCUAUAUUUAUUGUUGUCUUUUUAAUUCAGUUACAUCUACAUUUGGUGAGAGUACAUAAAAGAGUUCAGCAAAGACUUUGCUGUAAUAGGAUUGAAGUGUUAGUUACUCUUAGACUAUUCUCCAGGGUAGCAGGCUGAUUUUCCAGAUUUUUAUUGAAAGUUAAACACUGGCUGCAACUACAGUCAGGAUCAAAUUUUCACAGGAUCCACUGUGAAAAUUAAGUGCGAGACAGCCACAAAACAACCAUUACUUAAGUAUAAAUUUUUGAGGUGAGUAAAGAGCCACCCAAAAGUACUGUGUGUGUUAACGGUUUAGUGAAUGAGAAAAUGAAAAGAAUAAUGAAAUUAGUGUGGAUAUUGAUCAGAUUAGUUGGUAUAUACAAAGUAAAGGAGAGGAACAUACAUAGAAGUAGGAAUUGAAAGAGUAAAGAAAGCAGGCUGAGGUAAAGAUGUGGGAAUUUAAGCGAGACUAGAAAUAAUUUUAAGGAUUUUAAUAAUAAUAAAGGACAGGGGCGUCUCUCAGAGGACUUGAAAAAAGCUGAGAAAUUUUUGGUUGUGAGCCUUUAAUGGCUGAGCCAUCUUUCCAGCCCAGCUGUACUUCAGAUCAGUGGUGAUUAAAAUGCAUGGUAUGGGUACAAAGACAGGCAGGUUGAUUAAUAGAAUAGAAUCAAAGACAAUAAACCCGCAUCUAUGGACUCUUGAUUUUUGACAAAAAGAGCCAAACCCAUACAGUGAAAAAAAGAAAGUGUCUUCAACACAUGGUGCUGGUUUAAGUGGUGGUCUGCAGGUAGAAUACAAAAUGAUCCAUAUUUAUCACCCUAUACAAACCUCAAGUCCAAGUGGAUGAAGAACCUCAACAUAAAACUAGAUCCACGGAAUCUAAUAGAAGAGAAAGUGGGAAAUAACCUGGAAUGCAUUGUUACAGGAGAAAAUUCACUGAACAGAACACCAAUGGCUCAGCCUGCAAGAUCAACCAUUAAUAAAUAAGACCUCUUGAAACUUCAAAGUGUCUGUAAGGCAAAGGGCACUGUCAACAGGGCAAAACAGCAGCCUACAGACGGGGAAAAGAUCUCCACUAACCCUACGUCUGAUAGAGGGCUAAUAUCCAAAAUAUAUAAAGAACUCAAGAAGUUAGACCCCAAGAAAGCUAAUAACCCAGUUUAAAAAUUGGGGUACAAAGCUAAAAAGAAUUCUCAACGGAGGAAGCGCUAAUGGUCGAGAAACGCUUAAAGAAAUGUUCAAAGUCCUUAGUCACCAGGGAAACGUAAGUCAAAACAACUCUGCGGUUCCAUUUUACACCCAUCAGAACGGGUAAAAUCAAAAACUCAAGAGAGUGAAUAUGCUGGCAAGGAUGUGGAGCAAGGGAACACUACUUCACUGCUGGUCAGAGUGCAAACUUGUACUACCGCCGUGGAAAUCAAGUUGGCAGUCUAUCAGAAAACUGGAAUAGUUGUAUCUCGAGGCCCACCCAGCUCUACCACUCCUAACCAAAAUAAAUCUUCCAGUUCACAAACACUAUUUCCAGGGUUUUGGUAAAUGCAUCUCUAAUCUUGACCACCACAGAAGUUCUUCAUGUUGAAGAUAAGUUCUGAGCUCAGCAUUCUCUGCAUGUUAUAAAACCCAAACGCUGCAGACAAGCAGGGCAAUGACAACCUGUGUUACAAGCCCAAAGAAGCGCUGGUGAGAUGAGUUGGUUGGAAAAAUGCCUGAUUAUCCUUCAUGAGGACCUGUGUUUGGAUCUCCAGAACCCACAUAAAAAGCCGGUCAAGCCUCUAUCUCUAAAGCUGGAGAUAGGGAUGUCAUCGGCUUUGUCCUAAUGUCACUGGAUCUGGAAUGUUCAAAAAAUAAGUAGUGUGGAUAUGUGGAAAAGGUACGAGGAACUCACUGACUACACAAGGAACUAAAUGCGUGCUCUAAAAAUCCCGAAGUAUAAUUCUCUUUAAAUAGAAUGAUAGAGCCCAAUAUAUUCCUGAUUUAUUCCAGUGGGGAAGCCAGAGUUAAGGAGGUUCUAUUAAUUUGCCAGGUGAGCUACAUUUGAACGUGAAUGAUGCGCUGAUAAGAGUUGAGGAGGCGGGUCGGUAUCGUUCACCAAUCAGGGACGCUGUUACUUUCCUGCAUGAACUGUCCAAUGAGGGACAUGGAUAGUCAGAGGGUGCCGCCAUUGCCGCCCUGUUUGAGUCCUGUGUACUUGCAGGGAGCCUGGUGGUGGCUUGGCCUGGCUCUCUGAGCCUUCUGCUUACUGAAGGCUCUUUAGGAAGAACACUGCUCACGUUUGAAUCAGGAAAUGGUGAGUGUGCCCUGGGUUCCUGGAGUCGUGCGUGACAUGUUGGUGACGCUACGGAGGCUUUGUCCCAGUGUGGUGCCGCCGCCCUGAUGUUCGCCUGAUCCUGUUCUGCAGUCCGAGGUGGAGUCUUGUCACCAGCGCCCUCUCACCCACGUGCGUUUUAAUUGCUUGCAGAGCAGGUUGCGGAGAGCCUGGGGUCUUGUCCCCUCGGUCCGACCCUCCCCCUGCCCCGCUUCUGAGGAACCAGUGACCUUUGAGGAUGUGGCUGUGAACUUCACCUUAGGAGAGUGGGCUUUGUUGGAUUCUUAUCAAAAAGAGCUCUACAGAGAUGUGAUGAAGGAAACCUUUAGCAACCUGAUCUCCAUAGGGAAAACCGAGGAAGAAAAUAUUGAAGAUUACCAAAAUAUUAGGAGAAAUCUGAGCACUCACGUGGUUGAAGGAUUCUAUGAAUUUGAACGUGGUAUUCAGUAUAAAGAAACCCACCAGCACAUUCAAGAGCAUGCUGUUCAUAAGUACAUGCCUCCGGGAAUUGUAGUAUAUGAAAACAUUGCAUGUGAAAAUGGUGUCAUUGAUCUUUCACAGUCAGAUGUGCACCCCAGAGUUCUAACUGUAGAGAAAUCAGAUGAGCGUCAGAAAUGUACAGAAAAACCUGUUCAGCAUAAGAAAUGUUGGAAAGAUUUCGUAUAUUCUGAGUCCUUUCUUACCCAUGAGAAGCCUUCCAGAGAGAAACCCUAUGGAAAUGAACAAUUUAAUGACCCCUGCGGGAGUCUCACUUCUUAUCAAGGUUAUGAGACAACACAUAAUGGAGAUAAUCUCCGUGAAUACAAGCAACUUGAAACAGCUCUCAUGACAUGCAGUUAUGUUCAGUCAUAUGAAAGAAUCCAAAGUGGAGAUAAACCAUUUGUGUGUAAGCAGUGUGGUGAAGCCUUUGUUAAUUCCAGUCACCUUAUCAAACAUUAUAAAAUUCAUACUAGAGAGAAGACAUUUGCAUGUAAAUAUUGUGGGAAAGCUUUCAUUCAUCCAAGAGCCUGUUAUAACCAUGAACGAACUCACACUGGAGACAGACCUUAUGUAUGUAAACAAUGUGGGAAAGCAUGUAUUCAUUCUUACCACCUUCUCCAACAUGAAAGAAGUCACACCCGAGAAAAACUUUAUGCGUGUAAGCAGUGUGGGAAAGUAUUCGGACGUUCUUCAUACCUUCGCAAACAUGAAAGAAUUCAUACUGGAGAGAAACCUUAUUUAUGUAAGCACUGUGGAAAAGCCUUUAGUGAUCCCACAACCCGUAACAAUCAUGAGAGAACACAUACUGGAGAGAAGCACUAUGUUUGUAAGCAGUGUGGAAAAGCCUUCAUUCGUUCCUCUCAGCUUCUGAUCCAUGAACGAAUUCACACUGGAGAGAAACCUUACUCCUGUAAGCAUUGUGGGAAAGCCUUCACCUAUUCCAGCGCCUGUUACAUUCAUGAGAGAAUUCACACUGGAGAGAAACCCUAUGUUUGUAAGCAGUGUGGGAAAGCAUUUACAUGUUCCACAUACCUUCACAAGCAUGAAAGAAUUCACACUGGAGAGAAACCUUAUUCAUGUAAGCAGUGUGGGAAAGCCUUCAUCCAACAUAGGGCUUGUUACAAUCAUGAGAGAAUUCACACUGGAGAGAAACCCUAUGUGUGUGUGCAAUGUGGGCAUGCAUUCACUUUUUCAAAAUCCCUUCAAAUACAUGAAAGAAACCACACUGGAGAGAAACCAUAUGUAUGUAAGCAGUGUGGGAAAGCCUUCACAUGUUCUACAUAUCUUCACCAACAUGAAAGAACUCACAGUGAAAAGAAAUCCAAUGGAUAGAACUUUUACCAAUGUAGAUCAUUUGAGAGUCUUUGUAUCCAGCUUGCUGUUGCUGCAAGGAAGGAAGGCUGUGGGGAAAUCAAGAGAAUAUGAGCAACUGUGUCAUUUUUACUCACAUAUGCAAAUAUACAUAGGAUAAAACCUGUCGUAGCAAGUUUGUCGGUGCUUGCCUUUUAUUCCAACACUAGGGCAAGGGAAGUUUAGAGAAUUACAACAUUCAGUAAACCUUAUGCUACAUGGAGGGUCUGAGUACUGCUUGAGAAAUUUAAGAAGUACCAUUUCUACUCAAAUAAAAUUGUCCACUGUACAAAAUAAAAGAAAGUUGUGUUUUAAAUGAGUCAUUACAUUUCCAUGUAGUUCAAUAGUAUAAGCAGGAAAUGUGAAGGGACUGUUACUGAAGUACAGUAAAAACUAGAGCUGACUCUUCUGUUCCGUCUUACGAAUAUACUCAAAAAUAACUUUAGAUUUUAAGUAUGGUCUGGCAGGUAAAGUAACUUUGGCGUUAUUUCACCUGCCUCAUUUCUUCGAUGGCGGGAAAACUGGGGCAGGACGAGAACUUGAGCCCACAGCUCGAAACCCCAGGACGCUGCAGGGCACAACAGUAGCAACUGUAUAAAGAAACUACUUGAAUUUUGUUCAUAAACGUCUGUUCGGUAAAUUAAUUGAAUUUCAAUUUAAUGGCUGCUGUUUUUUUUAAAGCAAUGCAGUUUCUUUUGUUAGAAGGCUGUAUUGGAUUUGUUAAAUUCAAAUGUAUUUGUAAUCAUCCAGUAUAUUUAAUUUUUAGGUACAUUUCGAGUAAUCAUGUUUGCUGUAGAGCUACAUUGCAGUUUCCUUACAUUUAUGUGCAUACUUGGAUUUUCUCAAAGUAACAUUCUUACAUAGAUUUUAUAUUUUGUAGUUUUAAUGUAUACUUUCUUCCAACAAGUUUUUGGUGUUUUAUUUAAUUUGUAGGACUGUAUCUGUGUGUGUGUGUGUGUGUGUGUGUGUGUGUGUGUGUGUGUGUGUAUACACGCAUGUGCGUGCACGUGCCACAGCACAGGUAUGGAGAACAUUCAAGAGUUUCUUUCCUGCCAGACUUCCCCUUAGCAAGCACCUUUACUCACUGAGCCUUGUUAUCAGUCCCAAAAAUGAUUUUUGUCCUGUUAUUUUCUUUUGUUUUUUGAGAUACAGUCUCUCCAGGAACUCAACUAUGGAGACCAGACUGGCCUUGAAUUGCAGAGAUCUGCCUGCCUGUCUGCCUCCUAAGCGCUGAGAUUAGAAAAGUGUGUGCCACUAUGCCUGGCUGAUUUUUAUGCAUUCUUCUCCUUUUACAUUCUUUAACUGUUUUCUAGUGAGUAGAUCAAAGAAUGUUCACUUUCCCAUUAACUCAGAAGAGACCUUCAGUUACCCUUUCAUAUUAAAUGUUGUUUAAAGGGUCUGGAGAGAUGGCUCAGUGGUUAAGAGUGCAGACUGCUCUUCCACAGGUCCUGAGUUCAAUUCCCAGCAACCAUAUGCUGGCUCACAACCAUCUGUAAAGAGAGCUGAUGCCCUCUUCUGGUGUGUCUGAAGACAGUGACGGUGUACUCAUAAGUGUAAAAUAAAGAAAUAAUUCUCUUUUAAAAAAAUGUUUAAAAUUGAAUUAUCUUUAUAAGUUAAAACCCAUUGUCAUGUUGGAAGACUUUGAAACCAAUGUAUAACGUGUAAUUUUUACUUUAUGUUGCUCAACUGUUACUGCAAGUUUGUCAUUGCUCACUAAAACUACCAUAUUGGUACAAGUAGUUUUCUGGUCAAAACUGAGUCAGACCAUACCAUUUAGUCCAACACAAUGUAAUGAAUCCUACCAAUCUUUUCUAGUAAGAUUAAUCUUGAUGUUAUUCUUCAUUAGAUGCAAUUUCUAACCUGCCUGGUGCUUGUUUUAAAUGAGUUGAUUACAUUUUAAUGUAGUGUGAUGUUUCUGUUAAAAAUACUUUGUGAUUGAAUAUAGUUCUGUCUUUUAUAAUUAGUCUCACACAGAAGAUUGUGAUUCAAAGGAAGUAGAAAUUCAUCAGUACAAGUGAAUCUCAGUUUUAAAAGGUGGUGGUGUUUUCAUGAUUCAGAUUAUGUUUACAUUUUCAGACAGAUCUCGAAGGUGUCACUGUUUUUAAUCUCUCCUAGUUAUUGAGGGGAAUUACUUACUUUUGCAAGUGUCACUUUUUUGGACAUUCAGACCCAAUUGUGUGGGCUUGUUUUUCCCUGUUUUGUUUGAUGUCAACUCAGUAUUUCAUUAAAAUAUACUGAACUCUGUUUUCCAUUAAUACCAGUGCUUUUCUUAGAUACCGUAAGAUUGCAUCGUGAUAAAUCCUGGUAAAUGCAGAAAACAUGAAUAAGAUGUAUAUUUAAUGCAUUCAAACUGGGGAACACUAACUCUUAGCCUACAGUGUUAUAUUGCCUUCAUUAGUGUAAAGUUCGUUAAAAACAUCAAAUCAUGUAUUUUGUAUUAGACCAUUUGGGUGUCGUGGGCUAUGUAGUGCUUGCUACUUUGUGUAUAUGUAGACAUAUGUCCACAGUGCAUCACUAGUGCUACUCCUGAUUGUGAUACUAGAAAAUAGAAUUUAUCAUCGCUGCGAGCAUAGGAUAUGUCCUUCACUUUGCUCUUUUGCUUUCCUGUUGUCAUGUUAUUGUAAAAGUUUGUUUAUAUCAUAAGGCAGGUAAGUCAGUUAUGCCAAUGAAAAUACAUGACUCCAGUCAGAUUUUUUAAAUCUGCUAAUGUCCUUUAUUAUUGUAAAGCAAGGUAUAUGUAUAUAUGAGGUUUCUAGUACAUUCCUAGUGAUGGACAGAGACAGUACCAUUGUUUGAAACAAAUUUAUGAUUCUCAGGAAGUGUAUUAGACUACUUUCACUUGUCAGCAUGGUAGAUUAGGAACUUUCAGAAUUAGCAUACAAUAUAGAGGUAUUCUUUGUGCUCUACACUGUUAGGGGAAAACUUGCUAUUGCAAAGUCUGGUGUUGAUACUUUGGUGGGGAAAAAAAGUAAAGUCGUAUGCAAACAUCAAACAGAUACUUAUGAGAUGGGAAUAAAGCUAGUUGGAAUUCAGUUUUUGUGGGCGGUGAGGGCACAUGCUUUCAGUCUCAGCACUUAGGAGGCAGAGGAGGGAGGAUCUCUGAGUUCAAGGCCAGCCUGGUCUACAGGGUUUCAGGACAGUCAAACUGUUUCAGAGAAACCCUGUAUCAAAAAAACAAAAAAAAUAAAUGUAGGCCAGGUGGUGGUGGCAGAGAAAAUGCCAUAGCUACUCCUUGUCUCAAAAAAAAACAACAGGUACAAAAGCAAAACAGUUUUAGAGCGCUUAUCAAACGCUUUUUCACCUUGGCUUUGAUAACCACCACUCCCAAAAUAAGAGCAGAAAGCAAGGAUCAAAGUAAGGGUUGUAAUGAAAUGAAACUUUGUAAAUAGGAUUUACUCCGAGUAUUGUACUUCGUUUCAUCAAGUAAAUUCUGGUUUUGUUAUUUAAAAUAACACAGACAUUUUUAAAAGACAGCUGUGUACCUCAUCUCAUCCUUUCAUUUCUGUUGGUCUCUGUUGUCUAGGCCUUUGGAAAAGUAUUUUAUGUACAAUAAUCCGGGUAAUAGAAUUCCAUAAAACAAUAUGUCUGUAAAUGUUGAAUACCACAAUAGAAAGUAAUUCUAGUUUUUGAGAGUUGCUAUGAGGAGGAAAUAAAUAACUUUCAUAUA
Molecule: messenger RNA, 14594 nt
Organism: Rattus norvegicus (Norway rat)
Lineage: Eukaryota; Metazoa; Chordata; Mammalia; Rodentia; Muridae
Gene: Zfp81
Product: zinc finger protein 81
Biological process (GO): regulation of DNA-templated transcription
Cellular component (GO): nucleus
Source: RefSeq, a predicted model, not a curated record